CCAGAGAGACCUCUUUUGCCGUCCAUCCACUGCCCUGAGCACGGCUGACCAUGUCCUGCAGGACAAAAACAAUACCAGUGCCAUGGAGCAAACUUGGGAUUCUUACAUCAGUUCCUUAAAUCAGAACUCUUUGCCCAGACAAGUGGAGGUGACCCAGGGAAGAUAUUCAGGGUCACUUGAAAACCUGUCAUUCUCCAAAGGGGAUAUCAUCACGGUGGUGGACCUGGAGCCAGUUUACGUCAGAGCAGAAGUGAAGGACGGUGAUCAAGUUCUGGACGUGGUCACUAUACCUCUUAGAUAUGAAGGGAACUUCCAACUGAUGGCAGACCCGGUUUCUUUUGAAACUGUGGCUGAUUUAAUCCGUUCUGUCCGACUUCCCCGGAGUCCUGUGGCCCAUAGAAGUCCUCCCCGCUUCCAGAACUCAAUCCCCAUCUCCGCAGACAAUUUGCCCAUGAAGCUCAGGAAAGGAGAAACACUGUCCUUAAUUGGCUUUAAAGAGAGACAGGGGAGGAGGCUGCUGCAAUGCGAGGUGCUGAGGAAGAAACCACCACUGACAGUGCUCCUCCCCAUGGACUGCAGGGGCCACUUCCUGGAGUGCCAGGACGACCGGUUCUACUCCAUUGACACCAUCGUGAAGUGGAAGAUGCUUGCAGGGAGGAAACGCAGGGUUAGAGUGCAAGCAAGACAUCACCCGAGGCUCCUUGGCCCCCUGGUUCCAGAGCACUUUCGUGGACAUUUAGUUUUGUAUCCCUGUUUCUCAGUGACGGCAAAUCUGCUAGGUGAGACCCGGGUUAACAUCCCCUCCGAUCUGGAUAUCAGUGUUAUUGAGAUUGCCAGCCUUGAUCGUAAGCCCAGGACAACGAUGAGACAAAUAUACAGCAUGGAAGAAAGCAAGUUCCCAGUGAGAGUUAAAAUAAUGAAUGCGGUCCAGUCGGAGAACAAGGAGUACCGAAAGCCUCUGAAGUGUGGGCAGCUCUUAACCAUCCUCAAGGCUGAAGAGGUGAAAAAAUUCGUUGCCACUGAGAUUUCCCAAGGAAAGAAAGGGAAGUGUUUUCUCGUCCCAUACACCUAUCAGGGUCUGGUGCUUAGGAGAGGUCGUUACUUUUAUGCUGUCUCUGAUGUUGCUGCUGCCAUGAAGCAUGGACAGCUCUGCUUCCAGGCCUCCCGGGACUACACCUCCUACCUGGGAUCAUUUGCAUCUUUCAGAGCCAACGAGUGCUUCCUGGCCCUGAAGAAGAGUGUGGUUUCCGCCGAGAUUCACGGUGGGCUGCACAGGGUGGAAGUGCUCAAGUGCCUGAACAUUGCCACUAAAGCCCACGUCAAACUGCCUUUGUUUGCCGUAGGUGAGUUCCUGGAGCUGUUUGACGGCGCUAGGCCAGGGACCCUGCAGGAGCUAUGCCAAGUCACAAGACUGCCGUGCCACAUCAGAGUGGCCAGCCCAGAUCCCUCCAUGUCUGUAGACCCUCUGUAUGGAACUAAGGAACUGAGAAUUGAAAAUGUCAUCACUGAACAAUGCCUCAUAGCCAAAGAUGAGCCAACACUGGAGGACAUAAUCUCCUCAGCAGACAUGUACAGGGAGUGGCCAGAAGCCACGUUUGAAAUCCCGAUUGAGAAGAUAAGCUGUGAGGUGUUAGUGGUAGAAGAGCGUUCCUGGAUAGCAGAUGUCAGGAAAGAGAGAUGCAGGCCUCUCCAGAGCAUCCAGGAGGUCACUAAGGAGUCUCUGGCCUUUAGUAAUUGCUUGGUUAUUCGCCGUCCACCGCCACCUGCUCCAAAGCCCAGAAGUUUGUUCUAA
Messenger RNA from Mus caroli (Ryukyu mouse), 1792 nucleotides. RefSeq names its product protein THEMIS3. Gene Ontology annotation, cellular component: cytoplasm; nucleus. The record is from RefSeq and is a predicted model, not a curated record. Gene Ontology annotation, biological process: T cell receptor signaling pathway. Lineage: Eukaryota; Metazoa; Chordata; Mammalia; Rodentia; Muridae.